Mytilus californianus (California mussel) is the source of this 888-nucleotide messenger RNA. RefSeq names its product probable thiopurine S-methyltransferase. The transcript is spliced from 3 exons. The record is from RefSeq and is a predicted model, not a curated record. NCBI's taxonomy places the organism in Eukaryota, Metazoa, Mollusca, Bivalvia, Mytilida, Mytilidae. Gene Ontology annotation, molecular function: thiopurine S-methyltransferase activity. Bases 45 to 794 code for a protein of 249 amino acids.
UGUUUAACAGAGCAAAAGGUUAUUAUUGUGUUUCGGAUCAGACCAUGUAUAGAAGAUCAGAAAGAAAGAGGACACAAACGAAUAGGGCUAAUAGUGGACAUGCCACAGCAGCGGUUAAGAAGGCUAAGCGCCAACAUUCAGAUGUUUCAAUUGAAAUGGAAGAGCACAUGACGGAGGACAAGUGGACGAAGUUGUGGAAGGAAGACAAAACAAAUCACACUUCAAAACUGUGUACCAUGUUUACCAAACACGUCGACAAAUUGAUAAACAGCCGUGAAAAAGUUAAAACUUUUGUCCCUCACUGUGGAAAAGCUGUUGAAAUAAAAUGGCUUUGGGAUAAAGGGCAUGAAGUUGUCGGAGUCAACUGUGGUGACAAGGCACUUAAAGAAUUUUUCGAAGAGAACAAAAUCGGAUACAGUGUAGAAACAAUCCCGGCGGUUAAAGGGAAAUUAUAUAAAAGUGAUGAUGGAAGAAUACGGUUGUAUUGCUGCGAUUUUUAUCAGUUCAACUCAGCUAUUGAAAGUGGAUUUGGAGCAGUUUGGGAUCAUAGUGGUUCUCUUAUUGCCGUCGACUUGGAUGAACAGGAAAAGUAUGUUGAUAUCAUCAAACCACUUAUGGGGGAAACGUGUGUGAAUCUCACUGUUCUCGACGAGUUAUCUGUGAAUUAUGACAAAAUCAGGACUUGGUUCACAGAUGGGUUCAGAGUCGAAGCAAGUGAUUAUGCGAAAGCAGACAAAAACCUAAAAAAUUUUGGCAUCAAAGGACAUCAACUAUACACAAUAUUCAAAAUAUGACAAUUUGUAUAAUUAACAAUGUAGUAUGUUUAUCAAUACACAUCUUGAUUUGUUUCUUUCUUCUGAAAAACAUAAUAAAUGAUACUAUAUCUGA